CCUGAAGACUUGGUUUCACUUUGUAGUGUACUUCUUGUACUGUAAGUUUGUACGCAGUUCCUCUGCCAUUUCCACUCCAAUAAUAACAUGAAAUCGGGCUAAGAAAAGGAUUUAUUUUGUAUAUAUGAGGAACCUGUGCUUUUGGUUUUUCUUGUGUCUUUUCUAGAAAUCAUUCAUGGAUCCAGCCAACUGCGUGGGUCCAGGGGUCCAGGGUUCAGUGAUGAAACCAGUCGGAUGUCCACCAGGGCUGGAGUAUUUAACACAGAUCGACCAGCUUCUCAUUCACCAGAAAGUGGAACUGGCUGAAGCUAUUAUAGGAUGGGAGACCAACAACAAGUACCUGGUGAAGAACACGCUCGGGCAGCAGGUCUUUUACGUGGCUGAGGAGAACGACUGCUGUAACCGGAACUGCUGUGGACCGCUUCGAUCCUUCGUCAUCCACAUCCAGGACAACAUGGGCCAGGAGGUGAUCACGCUCACGAGACCACUACGCUGUGGCAGCUGCUUGUGCCCCUGCUGUCUGCAAGAGCUUGAGGUUCAGUCUCCUCCAGGCACACCCAUCGGGUACGUUGUUCAGACCUGGCACCCUUACUUACCCAAGUACACCAUUCAAAAUGAAAACAAGCAGGACGUCUUGAAGAUCGUAGGACCUUGCUGCACCUGCAAAUGUUGUUCCGAUGUGAACUUUGAGGUUAUGUCGCUGGAUGAAACGCAGUCCUUGGGCCGCAUCAGUAAGCAAUGGUCAGGCGUCUUGCAAGAGGCUUUCAGUGACGCCGACAAUUUCGGGAUCCAGUUCCCUCUGGACCUGGAUGUGAAGAUCAAAGCUGUUCUUCUCGGAGCUUGUUUUCUCAUCGACUUCAUGUUCUUUGAACAUAGCGAUUAAAAACAUUCAUUCAUUCAUUUUCUACCGCUUCCGGGGAGCCUGUGCCUAUCUCAGGCGUCAUCGGGCAUCAAGGCAGGAUACACCCUGGAAGGAGUGCCAACCCAUCGCAGGGCACACACACACUCUCAUUCACUCAUGCACGCACUACGGACAAUUUUCCAGAGAUGCCAAUCAACCUACCAUGCAUGUCUUUGGACUGGGGAGGAAACCGGAGUACCCGGAGGAAACCCCCGAGGCACAGGGAGAACAUGCAAACUCCACACACACAAGGCGGAGGCGGGAAUCGAACCCCCAACCCUGGAGGUGUGAGGCGAACGUGCUAACCACUAAGCCACCGUGCCCCCCUGCUCCAGCUCUUUAUGGAACUUAAUAUAAUCACAGCUUGAAAUAAAUCUUUCAUCAUUAUUAAAAUGGGCUGUUGUCUAUUAUGUUUUCAUGUUUUUAUAUUCUAACCCAUAGAUGGAGCCAGAGCACAAUGUUUCAGAGCGACAGUCACUGUGUAUUUGUUUAUAUGCUCUAUAUAUUAUAGAACAAGAGAACCAUGAGAAACCAAGAACAAAGGUUUAGCAGCGAAUGGAUGACAACGGAUUGUUUUAUUUUCUGCUAGAGAGCAGGACACGUGCCUCAUGUAUGUUUGAAGCACCGUCCUAGCCUCGUUCCUGGUUGCAGAACACAGCUGGGGUCUGACUGUAGAUGCAUUUGGUUUGACCAACCUAAAUGUUCUUGACUACUAUACAAGAACAUCAGGUUGAAAAACAAUCAGCGCUUCUCUAAAUGUCCCUAAUAAAUAUACAAACUGUUGUAA
Molecule: messenger RNA, 1688 nt
Organism: Tachysurus vachellii
Lineage: Eukaryota; Metazoa; Chordata; Actinopteri; Siluriformes; Bagridae
Product: phospholipid scramblase 1-like
Exons: 7
Coding region: 176-883 (235 amino acids)
Biological process (GO): plasma membrane phospholipid scrambling
Cellular component (GO): plasma membrane
Molecular function (GO): phospholipid scramblase activity
Source: RefSeq, a predicted model, not a curated record